CAGCUUGUUGCCUACCCAGAGAAAUAUGAAAUAGCAUGAUAUUCUCCUUAAUGUUUGUAGGCCUUCAUUUAUAUAAACAACUAUGACAGAGGAAUUAGAAUUACAAGCGGUAAGAAAGCAGCAAGCAGCGGAGGAACAGGAGACACAGCGCGGGGGUCCUUCAAACAAUCACCAAGAUGAGAGACCAAAACAAAGAUUAGGCAAGACCAAAGAGCUGUCAGGUGACAUCAGGGACAAGAUAGUGGAUCUGCAUAAGGCUGGAAUGAGCUACAGAACAAUCAGCAAGAAGCUCAGUUUGAAGGUUCCUACUGUUGGGGCAAUUAUUCGAAAAUGGAAGAGGUAUAAAAUGACCAUCAAUCGCCCUCGGUCUGGAGCUCCAUGCAAGAUCUUACCUGAUGGGAUCAGGAUGAUCGUAAAGAAGGUGAUGGAUCAGCCCACAACUACACUGGAGGAGCUGGUCAAUGAUCUGAUGGCAGUUGGGACAACAGUUAGUAAGCAAACUGUUGGAAACACGCUGCGACGUCUUGGCUAUCAGUUUAAGAAAGAUUUUGCCCUAAGAGAAGAUCGCUUUUCAAGCAGCCUGGAGCAUUCCAUUUCCCCCUUCCUAGCCAGCUCCCAUCACUGGGUCUAUGAUGAGAGCCCUAACAGGAAGAUGCUGGAUGACGAUGAUGAUGAUGAUCACAUAGUCUGUUUAUCACAGAUAAAAAGUGAAAUCUCUGAAUCUGAGGAAGAAAAAAAGGAAAAUGUGAAAGGUUUGGAUAAAGCGCCAAAAAUGGAGGAACAGAAACACAGACCUUCAAGUUAACGCCCACAGCAGAAGCAGUGCAUGAGGUCAUGGUAACUAGAGCGUCCAUUUCAUUUUUAGGUCAGGUGUUUUACACAUCAGCACACAAGAAACAAUAUCUGGUCUUUUCCAAGUUCUGAGAUGAUUUAGAUCCAUCCUUAGGAAUACAGAAAAAUAGACUGAGUUUUUAUUCAUUGAAAAAUAAAUCCCAUUGUGGGCUUUAGCAGCACAAACUGCACUGGUUUAUUCUGUAUGUCUUUUUCUCCCAUUGUUUUAUUGUCAUUUCACGGUCUCAAGUACAGAGCAACGAAAUUCCCUUUCUGUAUUUAACCCAUCCCCUUGGGGAGCAGUAGGCUGCCAUCGUUGGGCGCCUGGGGAGCAGUGUGGGUUUAAGGGUCUUUGCUCAGGGACCCAGAGUGGUAGUCUGUGGAAUUGGGGCUUGAACUCAGAACCUAUGGGAUCCAUGUGCAAUGCCAUAGCCACUAGGCAACCAAUCCCCAAAGCAGGUGUUAGCAUGAAGGGUCGUACCUGAGGAUCCACACUGGCAACUCAUUCCCCCUAGCUGGGAUACAAACCCAGGUGUCCUGUUUGCAGGAUUGGUGACUUACCACUUGAUAGGGUUAAUGAUAAUAAACCCUUAUUGUCCUAGAAAUCAGACCAAUGCAAACAGUUACUUUUUUUGCAGAAAAGGAGAGUGACCAGACCGAGAGAAUGAGAUUCCCUGAAAAGUCUGUAGUCAACUCUGCCGGGACCUCUCUUUCU
This is a messenger RNA of Cyprinodon tularosa, 1546 nucleotides long. RefSeq lists its product as uncharacterized. Gene Ontology annotation, biological process: DNA integration; DNA transposition. The record is from RefSeq and is a predicted model, not a curated record. Gene Ontology annotation, molecular function: DNA binding. NCBI's taxonomy places the organism in Eukaryota, Metazoa, Chordata, Actinopteri, Cyprinodontiformes, Cyprinodontidae. The transcript has 5 exons. Bases 83 to 805 code for a protein of 240 amino acids.